Molecule: messenger RNA, 1832 nt
Organism: Coccinella septempunctata (seven-spotted ladybird)
Lineage: Eukaryota; Metazoa; Arthropoda; Insecta; Coleoptera; Coccinellidae
Product: MAM domain-containing glycosylphosphatidylinositol anchor protein 2-like
Exons: 8
Coding region: 356-1738 (460 amino acids)
Biological process (GO): homophilic cell-cell adhesion; synapse organization
Cellular component (GO): axon; plasma membrane; neuronal cell body
Molecular function (GO): protein binding; axon guidance receptor activity
Source: RefSeq, a predicted model, not a curated record
CCGUUUAACACAAUGUCGAUGGCAUUUCGAAGGGACAGGGUCGUUUUGAACCAUCCCCUUCGCAUUCAAUUCAGUAGUUCUUCGGACUCCGCGCAGGGCGCAGCACCGUUCCCACACAUCCCAGUUUCAAACUUUAUGAAUGCGAUAUUUUCCGCCGAUCGCAAAGUUCUGGGAAAACUCAAUUCGAAUUGUUUCACUCCAGUGCGAAUAUGGGUAUUUAACGAUUCAAUGUCGAAUGGCGAGAUGUAAUUGAGUGGGCAUUCCCGCCGGUUUUUUUUUGCGAAAGAAUGCGUUUUGGAAAGUUCGGAAACUUUUUCGGAUUCCCGGGAAUGUGCUGAGUGAUAGACAAUUGAAAAUGAAUAGGAUUGUGGUGAUUCUUCUCUUAGGUAUAAUAUGGAAAACGAGGGCUAUAAUAAACAGUGGAUCUGGCCAUGAAAGCGUGGCAAAUCCAUUCAUAGGUCAACCCACUCCUAAGUUUAUCUCAAGAGGAAGUACCUUUAGAGUAGUUACGGGUGAUACAGUUAUAUUGCCAUGUGAAGUCCAGAAUUUAGGCUCAUUUGUGAUAGUAUGGAAGAAAGGAGCCACCUUACUGAGUGCGGGUCAACAAAUGAUAACAAGAGAACCAAGAUUCUCCUUGCUAGGGUUCAAUCUUCAGCUCAGAGACAUUAGACAUUCGGAUCAGGGAGACUACACUUGCCAAAUAGGAGAUGGCUCACAAGGAGACCUCAUACAUACCAUAGAAAUUCUAAUGCCACCAAGUAUUCAUAUUCUUCCACCUAAUGGACAAGUUACUGUGAGAAGAGGAGGUCCGGUAUCAUUUGAAUGUAGAGCAAGUGGUAAUCCAGAACCUAUAGUACAAUGGACGAAGAAAGAUGGACUACUACCGUCAGGCUUACAAGUUCAGUCCGGUUAUCUUCUGUCCCUUGGAGAUGUUCAACGACAAGACGCUGGGAUGUAUCAAUGUACUGCAUCAAACGGUAUUGGACAACCUGUUUCAGGAGAGAUAAGACUUCAUGUAUUGUAUCCACCCGAAGUGAGUGUGGUACGCUCUUGGGUUAAUUCUGGAGAGGGAAUGGAAGCAAAGCUGGACUGUGUGGUACAUUCGGAUCCACCCUCUGAGGUGACCUGGUACCAGGAUUCCUUCCUUCUACAGCCCACAGACAGAAGACUGAUGACGAGCAACGGACAAACGCACACCUUAACAAUACGUAAUGUUCAAAUGUCGGAUUUCGGCAAUUACAGUUGCAACGUGUUCAACUCAAUCGGCAGGGAUAAGCGGUACAUCGAGUUGUCGGGAAAACCAGGUCCAGCAAGGAUCACGAGUCCUUCGUACUCAAACCCGAACGAAUACCUUCUGACUUGGACUGUACAGUCCGUUUUUCCUAUCAUAGAUGUCCGCAUAUUGUACAGGAGAGUGAUGGUAAACACAACUUAUCAGUACCCUGGCCAGUGGCAUGAUCUCCUUGUGAAACCAUCACAACGUUUCAACUCAGCAACUGGAGAACGUUACCAGUCUUUCAAGCUAAGUGGUCUCAUACCCGAUUCAGUUUACGAAUGCCUUGUGCAAACUAAAAAUCUACAUGGUUUCGGCGAAUUGUCUGAUCUUCAUCAAUGGUUUUCAUCUCAGAGAGGCCGACCUUUAGUAUACAACAGUGGAGGAUGGAAUAGGAUUAAUAGUUUACUGAAAUUUAUUGUAAUCCUGAGUUGCUUCUGCCAUUUCAGGACAUAUUUCCAAUGAGAUAUUUAUUGAUGAACUACAUUCCUUCUAUGAUAUUUUGUAUUGUAAUAUAUUUUUUCUUUAAUGAAUAAAAGAUAUAACUGGUUUUUAUAUA